Molecule: messenger RNA, 267 nt
Organism: Aspergillus clavatus NRRL 1
Lineage: Eukaryota; Fungi; Ascomycota; Eurotiomycetes; Eurotiales; Aspergillaceae
Exons: 1
Source: RefSeq, a predicted model, not a curated record
AUGCCUCUCCCCCCUAUGCCUACUACUACUACCACUAUUACUAGGCCUGCUACUACUGCCCCUACUAGGCCUACUACUACUACCACUAUUACUAGGCCUGCUACUACUGCCCCUACUAGGCCUACUACUACUGCUGCUGCCCUUACUACUACUACUACUACUACUACUACUAUAGCUCCUCCCACCUCUCUUUCCCUUAUUCCUAUAGGGGCCUUCCUCCCCCUAUAUAGGGUUGUAUGCAGGCCCUUUUUUAUUAAUUUAAUAAGA